Messenger RNA from Stegostoma tigrinum, 2247 nucleotides. RefSeq lists its product as uncharacterized. Lineage: Eukaryota; Metazoa; Chordata; Chondrichthyes; Orectolobiformes; Stegostomatidae. The record is from RefSeq and is a predicted model, not a curated record. The coding region runs from base 1220 to 2080 and encodes 286 amino acids. The transcript is spliced from 2 exons.
AUCGUGUCCACGUUUUGAUCUAAUCUGUGACCCUGCGUUCGUGUCAUUUCCCUAGUCCCAUUCAGUGGAACUGUGGGCCGGACAGCCCCUCCCAGCCAGCUGUAGUUAGCUGGUCAAUAUAACACUCUCCAACAACAACACAGUUUAACCGUGUGCUGCAACUUGUCUGUUUCUGAAGCAGAUUCUCAUCACUGCACCGCUCCCCCCAACACAACCUCCAACCCUAGUUUCAAGAUCAUAUGCCGACGAAGUUUUGUUUACCAGUCAUUCCUUCCUUAAGAAAAUUGGCAUUUAGUAAUCUAGUGGUACUGAACUUCAGUUUUGCUGAACAACAUAUUAUGUUCUCAAACCCCCCCCCUCCCCGUCUUGCGCUCCUCAGUACAAUUCGCAAGAAUACCAAUUCACGGAUCACCCAACAUUUAUACCAAAUGAGAGUAGAAUGCUGAUUGGUUAACAUUGUACUCUGACUAGCAGAAGCAACGUCAUAGAGAAUCACCAGUUCUUGAUGGGUGACAGUUAACUGCCAGGCUUUAUUUAAAUUCUAAACCAGGCAGGUUGAAGUUGCUUUGUGAAUGGCUGUCACCUAUUUUGUUAAAUUGAAACAGACACAGUGUUUGUAUAUGUUCUUUCUGUCUGUAAAUUCAGGGCCCCAUGCAUUAAUAUUAGCUUCUACUACAUGCCAGUGUGCCACGGUGUCUGUAAAUGUGUGUCUUUGUCGUGGUGACAGAUAAUCUACAGACCGUAGGAAACCACUUGGCCCAGAAUAUCUGUGCUAGCCCAUUGGCAGAUAACUUCUUUUAUGCUUUGCCCAGCGGUGUUCCAGAGGGAUCGGCAGUAGCUCCAUUUUUAUUUGUCAUUCAUAUAAAUGAUUCAGAGGAAAAUACCGAAAGGAUGGUUACUGAGUUUGAGGUUUACACCGACUUUGGUUGUACAGUGGACAGCGAAGAUGGUUGUCUAAGGUCACAAAGAGAUCUUGAUAAGUUGGGUCAAUGAGCUGAAGAGUGGCACCUGGAAUUUAAUAAGAUUAAAUGAGCUGAAGAGUGGCACCUGGAAUUUAAUAAGGAUAAAUGAGCUGAAGAGUGGCACCUGGAAUUUAAUAAGGAUAAAUGAGCUGAAGAGUGGCACCUGGAAUUUAAUAAGGAUAAAUGAGCUGAAGAGUGGCACCUGGAAUUUAACAAGGAUAAAUGAGCUGAAGAGUGGCACCUGGAAUUUAAUAAGGAUGAAUGAGCUGAAGAGUGGCACCUGGAAUUUAAUAAGGAUAAAUGAGCUGAAGAGUGGCACCUGGAAUUUAACAAGGAUGAAUGAGCUGAAGAGUGGCACCUGGAAUUUAACAAGGAUGAAUGAGCUGAAGAGUGGCACCUGGAAUUUAACAAGGAUACAUGAGCUGAAGAGUGACACCUGGAAUUUAAUAUGGAUAAAUGAGCUGAAGAGUGGCACCUGGAAUUUAACAAGGAUAAAUGCGCUGAAGAGUGGCACCUGGAAUUUAAUAAGGAUAAAUGAGCUGAAGAGUGGCACCUGGAAUUUAACAAGGAUACAUGAGCUGAAGAGUGACACCUGGAAUUUAACAAGGAUACAUGAGCUGAAGAGUGGCACCUGGAAUUUAACAAGGAUACAUGAGCUGAAGAGUGGCACCUGGAAUUUAACAAGGAUACAUGAGCUGAAGAGUGGCACCUGGAAUUUAACAAGGAUACAUGAGCUGAAGAGUGGCACCUGGAAUUUAACAAGGAUAAAUGCGCUGAAGAGUGGCACCUGGAAUUUAACAAGGAUACAUGAGCUGAAGAGUGGCACCUGGAAUUUAACAAGGAUACAUGAGCUGAAGAGUGGCACCUGGAAUUUAACAAGGAUACAUGAGCUGAAGAGUGGCACCUGGAAUUUAACAAGGAUACAUGAGCUGAAGAGUGGCACCUGGAAUUUAACAAGGAUAAAUGCGCUGAAGAGUGGCACCUGGAAUUUAACAAGGAUAAAUGCUCGGUGUUGCGCUUUGGAUAAAAUAAAGACAGCUCCCACAGUGGGAUUCAAACUCAAUCCUCGAAUCGUUCAUUUUCCCCACUAUGCUCUUUGCCCCUUAAUCUCGAGUUAAUCCCUCAUUUGGUGACUUGAUCACCCUGCACAUUCAGAGCGUGGAAGUAAUUGGUGCUGUGAAUAAAGUGGUGUGUCUGCUGUGAGGUCGGGAGAAGUCCUGAUAUUUCCCCCUCUGUUUUCACAGAGCAAACAUGAAUAUUUGGGUACUGCCCUGUGCUACCCGAG